Seminavis robusta is the source of this 1307-nucleotide messenger RNA. NCBI's taxonomy places the organism in Eukaryota, Bacillariophyta, Bacillariophyceae, Naviculales, Naviculaceae. The record is from the annotation of a GenBank genome assembly.
GUCCGGACAAACGAAAACGAAAAACAAGGAAUAAUAUGCCACUUCCUGGUUCUUGGUUGGAUAGUGAGUGUGCAGAUGCAGAAGCGUAUGCCAAUGCUACCAGGAUCUUGUAUAGUGGGUGCCCUCUGUGUCUAGAAGAAGAUACCUGCAACCUUUGCUUUGAGUUCAAGCUCAACAAGUCGAGGGCUCCAGGUGAUAGGUGGGCCACCAGAAACCCAAAAGACCACGCUCCAAUUUCACCUCCAGAAACACUGUCAGCAAGUCGAAUCCUCUUCAUGGAGAAGAUGGGCCAUGUUUUUGAUAGUGGAUUGGGUGCUAAUAGUAAGAAGAAGAGAAGCAAGACGACCAAUGACAAGAAAGGAACCUGUCAAGGGAAGAAGACUGGUGAGAAGAGGACUGCAGCAGGUGGUCAAAGAUCAAGGACUGCCAAGCACAGACAAGGGAAGAGGAAGGAGUCUAGCAGCGGAGCAGCCGAGAGCAAACAAUCAAGGCUGAACUUCACAGUAGAAGGAUACCCAAGAGAGUCAUCUGAGUACGAGCCUAGUGAGGGCAAGAUAGUGUACAGGCCGCCGGGCUAUGGACAGAGCAAGGAGGACAAGGAUGAUGGCAUCAUAGCUCGCCACUGUGACAUCUGUCACCUCAAACCAUGCCUUGCCACUGCUUGGGACCAGAAGAUUCGUGAUAGCUGCCACAAGCACUUGAUAGCUGACAAGAGAACUAUCAAUUUCACAAAGAAGGCUGUGGAAAAGAUGCUUCAGAAGGAACACUGCAGGCUUUUCAUGAAAAGGUACCGCAUCAAGGAUCCCAUCCCAGUUUGCAUUGUUUCAACCUCGGAACUGAAAGUAGAUGUGUAUGGGAAGAGGAUGCUUGACGAUGAAGCUAACAUGGAAUCAAGCGAUGAAGAUGAAACGGUUGAUGGGGACCUGGAGGAGUUGAAAGUUGACUUGUAUGGUAAUGUGAAACUGUCGUGCAAGGAUGACAGCAGCAACGAUAGCAGCGACGAUGAGUCAGAAUCAGAUGAGAGAGGAGGGAGAAUGCAGAGAGAGGACCAAGUAUAUGAAAUUGUCUUGGACUCCUCCGAUGAGGAGGGCGAUGAAGAGCUGUACCGUCCUGUAUUCCCAAAACAAUCUGAGACGGUAAAGGUGGUCAGAAAACAAACUGAUGCUCCUCCUGCCACAAAAGCAAACAGGGUCUCUAUUGGAAGUGUCAAUAACAAACUGGAGGCUAAGGAAGGCAACAAAGUAGAAAGUCUGUCGUCCUGCUCAUCUGAUGACGAUGAAAUGGAGUUCACCAUGAAGUUUACGUGA